Molecule: messenger RNA, 669 nt
Organism: Cariama cristata (Red-legged seriema)
Lineage: Eukaryota; Metazoa; Chordata; Aves; Cariamiformes; Cariamidae
Gene: MRPL40
Product: mitochondrial ribosomal protein L40
Exons: 3
Cellular component (GO): mitochondrial ribosome; mitochondrial large ribosomal subunit
Source: RefSeq, a predicted model, not a curated record
UUCUUGGCUGCCCCAGACGGUUCCAUUCCGAGGGAGUCACUGGCAGAGUUCACUGCUGGCGUUCAAGGUAUCUCUCCCCAUGAGAGCACAACCAAAGAAGAAGAAGAAAGUGGAUGUAAAGAGAGAGCAAGCACAGAAGGAUCGUAUGAAAAAGAAGAUUAAAAAGUUGGAAAAAGCUGCCCCAGAAAUGAUUCCAAUUGAAGAUUUUAUAACACCACUUAAGUACUCAGAUAGCAACAGGGUGCGAAGUCUUCCCACUCUGCCAUUUGAGGAGACUGAAAGAAGAGUUUUACUUAUGAAAAAGUGGUGUUUGUUUAAGCAGAAACAAGAUAAGGCAGAAAAGAAAGCAAUUCAGACUCUUGUAGAGGCUCAGCAAGAGGCACUAAAGGAACUGCGCCUUGAAUCCGAGGAAUUGUAUCAGGCAGCAAUCAGGCGAGAUGAGGGGCUUUUCCCCUUUGAGAGAGAUGGACCUAAUUAUACCCCACCACUUCCUGGUUACGAUCCUCCUGAAGGAAAAUGCGUUGAUAUCACCAAAGUGUAUACACAGUGAUGGAGGAGUUUGUUUAUCUGGCAUGAGCUACUCAGCCAACUGAAGGAGGAAAGAAUGGAAUAAUAAUAAACAAUUCCUUCUGCGGGUUAAAAUACUGUAGGUGCGUGAGUGUAAAAACA